AUGUCAGAAGGGCUAUCAUCCAUCCAGAAGGAAGCUAUUUCUGGUAUUACUACGGGGGCCAUAACUACUAUUGUUGUACAUCCAUUAGAUUUGAUAAAAGUACGAUUGCAAUUAUUGGCUACAUAUAAAACUGAUGGAGGUUAUAUAAAGGUAUUAAAAAAACUGUUUAGUAAUAGCAAUGGUUUGAAUCCUAUGAUUAAAGAGGUUUAUCGUGGGUUAGGCAUAAAUGUAUUUGGCAAUUCGGUAGCAUGGGCAUUAUAUUUUGGGUUCUACCGGUUCUCUAAGGAUAUUAUUUAUCAUCAUUAUUACUACAAAGGUGGGAGUAGUGUUACUGAUUCAAUUGAUAAAGAAACCACUCAUACAGAUAUUAUUCAUGAUCAGAAAAUGAGUUCUUUCAUGUAUUUAACUGCAGGUGUCAUCAGUGGUGCAAUUACUACACUAUUAACAAAUCCUAUUUGGGUUGUAAAAACAAGAAUAAUGUCUACUAGUAAAAGUGAAAUAGGAUCAUAUACAUCAACAUAUCAUGGAUUCAAAAGAUUACUCGCUGAAGAAGGUUAUUUAGGAUUAUGGAGAGGAUUGGUUCCUUCAUUCUUUGGUGUCUCCCAAGGCGCCAUAUAUUUUAUGGUUUACGAUACAUUAAAAUUCAAAUUCAGUUCAAUUAGAACUGAUAAUACUGAUAAACUAAGAAAUUCAGAAAUUAUUUUAAUCACGUCUCUAAGUAAAAUGAUUUCUGUUACUUCAGUUUAUCCAUUUCAAUUGUUAAAAUCGAAUUUACAGAGCUUUAAUGCAAUUGAUCAAAAUUAUACUUUAAAAAAUCUAACCAAACUUAUAUAUAAAGCAGAUGGACUUAGAGGACUUUAUAAAGGAUUGAUGGCAAAUUUAAUAAGGGCCAUUCCUUCAACAUGCAUUACAUUUUGUAUAUACGAAAACUUUAGGGGUUGGAUUAAAUAA
Molecule: messenger RNA, 951 nt
Organism: Vanderwaltozyma polyspora DSM 70294
Lineage: Eukaryota; Fungi; Ascomycota; Saccharomycetes; Saccharomycetales; Saccharomycetaceae
Gene: FLX1
Product: flavin adenine dinucleotide transporter FLX1
Exons: 1
Coding region: 1-951 (316 amino acids)
Biological process (GO): nucleotide transport; folate import into mitochondrion
Cellular component (GO): mitochondrion
Molecular function (GO): folic acid transmembrane transporter activity; FAD transmembrane transporter activity
Source: RefSeq, a predicted model, not a curated record